Molecule: messenger RNA, 5005 nt
Organism: Ahaetulla prasina
Lineage: Eukaryota; Metazoa; Chordata; Lepidosauria; Squamata; Colubridae
Gene: CFAP99
Product: cilia and flagella associated protein 99
Exons: 15
Coding region: 1411-3144 (577 amino acids)
Source: RefSeq, a predicted model, not a curated record
AUUUAUAUUCUGGUAUGCUGCUGCUGUGUGUAUGUAUAUGUGUUAGAUAAAUCUGAGCACAAGACAUUAAGAAUUCAGUAGGAAGAAGCAAAUCUAAUCUGAGCAUUUUCUCUAAGGAAAAUUCCAGUUUAAGAAGGGCCGGAAUAGCUCAGGCUGUUAGAGCCUGUUAUUAGAACACAGUAGCCUGCAAUUACUGCAGGUUCAAGCCCGGCCCAAGGUUGACUCAGCCUUCCAUCCUUUAUAAGGUAGGUAAAAUGAGGACCCAGAUUGUUGGGGGGGCAAUAAGUUGACUUUGUAAAAAUAUACAAAUAGAAUGAGACUAUUGCCUUAUACACUAUAAGCCGCCCUGAGUCUUCGGAGAAGGGCGGGAUAUAAAUGUAAACAAAAAUAAUAAUAAAUUCAUUUCCAGGGACCAAACUCUUCUUUAGAGGAAACGUUUCAAAAGCUUGCAGUCUUAACAAUGAAUUUGAAAAUCCAACAAGAAGGGACAAAGGCUUUUAGAAAGAACGUAGUCUAAAAGAAGAGGACUGACACAGGUCCAAAGAGAAAAACUACGUGGGAUAAUCCCUGCUUAUUGCCCCCAUUCAGUGGACAAGCAAGUUGAGGAUUUAAUUCAGGGGUCUCCAACCUUGGCAACUUUAAGACUUGUGGACUUCAACUCCCAGAAUUCCUCAGCCAGCUUUGAGUUGAAGUUCACAAGUUUUAAAGUUGCCAAGGUUGGAGACCCCUAAUUUAAGUCAUGCAUUAAGUCCAUGAAAGAACACUAUGAAUUCGCUAAUAUUAACUUUGGAUCCUUCGGGAGUACGUUCCUAAAAGUUACUGAAAGAAUCUUUUUUCUCAUCGCCUCUCCAACUUCGAACCGGCGAUCCUUUUACAGAAAACGAGUCCGUCCGGCAUGUUUUAUAACCCGUUCCGGCUUUUGCAGCUGCCUCGCUUGUUUCCAGGGUUGCUAAGCGACACCAAAUCGUUUCAAGGGUUGCUAAGCGACGCAAGGCGUUCCAAAGGUUGCUAAGCGACAGACAGCAGCGGCAGCGGCGGCUCGAGCUCUUCUACGGCGGCUCAACGGCCGGGUGGCGAGACGAGAGUGGCGGGAGUCGCGAGCUCGAAGUAAGCCGCGUCAGGGCCUCCAUCCAGGCCUUUAGUAGCAGUUUCGCAGCGUUGACAAGCAAAAAAGUGAAUAAUUCGCCUUAGUGUACCUUGAAAACAGGACGGGUCCGUCGGAAGUAACUCUCUGAGAAGCUACGCGCCUUUGACUACAACUUGUAAAACCCUUUCAAGGUAACAGAUGAAAUCCCUAUACCUGUAAUAGAUAUCUUGUGUGGCUGUUUAGAAUAUAAAACUGUAUUGGAUGUGGUAGUCGAUGCAUUUUAUAUCCGAGAUGGAAAACAUUGCCUAUUUUCUGAGCGUAACAUGUAUGUUGUUAUUUGUUAUUUGGCUAUUUUUCGACUAGAAGAACUUGGAUUUCAGUUGUUCAGCAAAAUCAUUAAAUCAAUGGAUGUGGCUAAGAUAUGUAAGUUCCUUAGGUUCUUUUUCAAUAUGGUGAAUUUGCAAACAUGGAUAAAAGAUGAAUGGAGUCAGAUUUAUGAUUCGGUUUAUGUAAAUGAAAAUUGGAUUGAACCACUGGAAAAAUGGGAGCCAAAAAUACAGGAAUUGAUCAGUCAGCUGGAGAAUAUUGCAGUUAAACAUGUCACUACAACUUUAAAGAAGACUGAACCAAAUGAGUUUCAUUUGACGGUCCCUAAUCCACGAGCUAUACUGAUUCCGGAGCAAAUUCCACAACAAGAGAAAACAAAACCUAUUCCCAAGAAUACUUACAAACCUCCUAGAAUGAAGCAGCAUCUAGAAAGAAUCAAACUGAAGAAUCGCCAGCAGGCAGAGGAACUACUGCUAGAAGCAAAUAUUAAUCAAUUCAACUGUGCAGCCCCAAAGUUUGAUUACAAAUGCUCUAUGAAGGAAACCCCAAACCUUGUUGAAAAAUUUGAGGCCCAGAAGAUCAAGUUCAAGACUGACAAUACUCCUGUUAAGCUAAAUGCAGCAGCAAUCUUAAGAGAAGGUGUUCUGUACCAAAGAAAAGUGGAACAGGAGCUUAAGAGAAUCGAACAUCUUCUCCAAGGAGCACAGGAUCCAUCAAAAUUUCUGGAAUGGCAACAACAAAUGCGUGGGAAAGAUUUGGACCAACAGCUGACAGAAGCAGAAUGUAGAAAGCUACAAGGAAAGCUAAGCUAUGAGGAAGCUAUUUUGGCACGCCAAUAUUGCAUUCAGGAAAAGAAAAAAAAUGCUGAACAGAAGAGAGAAGAGACAGCAGAAAUGCGUCUCCUGUGUGCAGAAAGAUGCCUUCAAGAAAGGAAGGAAAAGGGAAAAAAGAUUCAGCAAGUGGCAGAGGGACAUAAAAAUGUGAAGCAAGCACAAAUGAAACUCCAAAAAUGCAAACAGCAAAUAGUUCAAGAGGUAUCUAAAAAAAGCCAGGAUAUACUACUUCAGGCUUUAAAAGAUGAAGAAGAGAAAUUUAAAAAAAGAUACGAACUGAUUCAGCAAAUAAGAGCUAUAGAAUAUCUGCCAUUCCUGAAAAAUAGAUUUAUUGACUUAACCAAGACAGCUAAUCAUGGUGUACUUGGUGAGAUGUCAAUUGUUGAACUUCAAGAACGUUUAGCUUUGCUGAAAGAAUCUCAGCAAAAAGCAGAAGAAGAGAAGAGGGAUCUGAUAAUCCAUGAAAAACAUGCGAAGGAACAACUUCUUUUGGAUAAAUUGGAUCAAAUCUGUAUGUUCAGAGAACAGUUUGGCAGAGCAGCUGCAUUAAAACAAGAGGAAAAGAAAACUAGGACAUCGCCUCGUGAAGCCAUUUUAAAAGAGGAACAAGUUUUAGAUCUACAGAAAAAAAUUAUGGAAAAGUCUACUGAACGUAAAAUACAAUCUGAAUAUUUAAAAACUAAAUUUCUGAAAACUAAUGAGAAAUCAAAGCAAUUUUGGAAGUUAGACAAAAAAUCUCAAGGAGAGGAUCGCUGGAAGAAAUUGGAAGAAAGUCGACAACAGCAAUUUAAAACGCUUCAGCAUGGUCUUAUGUCUAGACAUAAUGCUCAAAAAAUGAUAGCAAAUGAAGCUAUGAGAACUGGAGCCCCUGUUUGUAUAUUAAGGAAUUGUUACUAGAUAUAUUACUGCUUAUUAGACAUUUACUACUAACAUGACUCAAUUUCUGAUUUCUUGAACUACUUUAUAUAUGGCUAUUAACUGGCAGCUCUUUUUGAUUCAUAUAUGUUGGAAUUAUAUAAUGCUUUUAAAACAUUUUUAGCAGUUUUCAAAAUAAGUAUGGUAUUUUUUAAAUAAGUUAUAUUUUUCAAAUAAAUAAAAGGGAGACAAAUAAAUGCAUUUUAAUAUUUUAAAAUAGCUUUUUUCAUUUAAGCAAAGGUAUUUCAGAUGAAUUUCUCCAAUGAUUUUUACUUUAUGAGGGCCAUUAGUAUUGUAUAAUUGUAUAUAAUUCAAUAUAAUAUGCAGCUUUUGAACAUCAGAAUUUUCUACUAUUGUCCCAUCCCUCUGGAAUAUUCUCCUCUGAAAUGGGAGGACCCUGAUCUUGGCCUUUUUGUAAGACCCUGGAGGGUUGUGUUACCUGGGCCUGGGGACCCGAGUGUCUUAAGGGCCCUAUUUCCUGGGUGUAUAUAUAGGAACACUUUUAAUCAGUGCCAUUUAUAUUUAUUUUGAACUGUUUUAUUUUAUUCUUAGUUUUAAUUGUUUUUAUUGUCUUAUCUCAUGUCAGAAAUACCGGAGCUAGAAAGGGGAGGGAUAUUAUUUAAUAUUUUAAAAAUUAAAAGCUUUAAUAAAAUAUAAAGAUCUGGUGGUUAGAAUGCAAUAUUGCAGGCCAACUGCCCACAGACUGUAGUUUCAUCCUGAUGGGGCUCGAGGUUAACUCAGGCUUACAUCCUUUAGUAAAAUGAGCAUCCAGAUUGCUGGGGGCAAUAUGCUGACUUUGUGAACCGUCCAAAGACUGCUGUGAAGAACUGUGUGGUGGUAUAUGCUAUUGCUAUAAUUCUAGCUCAAUAAUGGGCCAUGUUAGUGGCAGAAACAUUUCCAGCCAGCAAGUCAUUCUGUAUGCAAAUUGGUCCCGGAGGGCACUGUAAAAAAUAGAUACUUGUUUGUAUAGUUCCACAUUCACAGUGAAUAUCUUCAUCCUCAGGGAGAAAUCUCCAUUUUCCCAUAUAAUCUUUAGUUCUAGCCAGACCAGUAUAUUUUAUUAUAUACACUGCCCAGUGUCAUUUGUUGACAUGGGGCAGCUACAGAAACCAAAUCAAUCCAUCAAUGAAACAUUUUGUUAACUUUAUAAUAUUACUCCAAAAGGGGAUAUUAAGAACAUGAUCAAAACAUGUGAGUUAAAAUGCUCAAUUUCUUCCAAUUGUAACAAAUGAUAAUCUAUCCUUUACAAAAUAUUCUACACUGUCCCAUUGAUAUUAAUAUUUUGAUGGAUUAAUUUAAAAUUUAAUUCAUAGGGCAUAAACUGUAUUUUUCAAAACAUGAAUCCAUUGAGUCCUUUGACAGGACCAGAGUUUCCAGUUCUUGAUUCUGAGCUUCUUGUUGUGCAUAUUUUAAACUAUUUAACUUUUGACAAAAUAAAUAAAUAGAUUUGGAUUCUGAAAUUAAUUCUUUAGUAUUAAUAACAUAUUGAGUGUUUUAGAAGUUGCUAAACCAUCAGAACCAUGUUGAGAGGUCAAACAUAUUUUAACUGAUAUACUGUAUCUCCAUUGUUGCAUUGAUACUGAAAAUUAUGUUAGAGUUGCUGAAAAGAUUUAAAGUAAUAAUUAAAUCAUUGUCUCUUAAAAUUAUACACUUUUGCCCCCAUGUUUUACCCCGUUAUGUUAGAGAGUUGGUUAUUCAUGUGAUUUCAUAUCAAAUUUAAACUCUCACCUAACAAGUUUGAAAUGUCUCACCACUAGCAAAGUUGGAAAUACUAAAUUAAUCCAAGUAACCUUUGUACCAUUUGCUAAGAUUUAAAUGGAUAUAUAUUUUCCAGGCUAGCAAG